UUUAUGAACCUCCGGAAAGCUGACACAUUUGCAAGAAUCCUUCCGCACACGACAGCAUUUUUAUUCGAAUUGUUGUUUCGGUGCGUUUAAUACUGAUCAUUUCCGCAACCGGACUACCACUUACUGAUUAAAGCUGCAGUUAAAGAACCAUAACUUCUGUCUGCCGCCUGCAGCAUUUAAGCAAUACGUAGUGCAGUUCUCGUCUAGUUUGCCACGCGUUAACAAACAGUUAUAUAUAUGCCUGUGCACAGAAUUGGCAUUUCAGCGUACGGCACAUUUUACAGUAAAAAAUGAAGUCUCGCUCGUUAACGAUUUCGUGGUGGAUGACGUACACAAUUGCGUACACAAUUGCGAACGCGUACGCGAAUGUAUCUUUCCAAUCGAUUGCCACUAGUCUUCCGACGCCGGCUAGCGCAGACAUCCCGGUUUUCGAUUUUUCCAUUUAUUCCCUCUGCAACAGCGCCACGCCUACAACACCUGCAAAGCAGACACCGCUCCCGGAGUUGGCCGAAACAUUUACCAUUGGCGUGGAAAGGAAAAGGGGAGAGACGGUAUACUUUGGCGCGGAUGGGCAUUUUGACAAAAAUGGUCAGCGAGGUGCCACAAUCAUCCGGCAAGCAGGCACCAAGACUUCCUAUCUGUAUGAUUUCAUUACGGGAAAUGCCUUCCGCGUCGUAGAAGAAGACGAUGAACACGGUGGGCGACAGUGUAGGAAGGAAGAUUUAUGGCAGACGGGAUGUAGUAAUUAUGCCUAUUUUAUGGCGGAACUGGUCGGAUAUUCCGUUGUCUCCAGCAAGUGUAAUAUCAGCGCCAGCAACGUCACCGAUCAGGGUGUUCAGCACGCUACGGUCCGGGACAUCCGAGUGCAGAUGUGGGAGCAGUGUGUCCACGAUAACAAGCGGAAUACAGUAUGGAGAAAUCGCUACUAUUACACCGCUCCCGGUGCUAAACCAGUUCGGUUAGAAAGUAUGCAACUUGACGGACCAGAUGUUGGAAAAAUGCAAGUGUAUGAUUUUACAUACUACUACCCGGAAGUCAAAGACAAGUCUGUCUUUCUGCCCGGUCCAGGAGUUUAUUGUCCGGGUUGGGAGCGAGAAAAGCAAGACGCUCCUACACUUCCCGACCAGUUCAGUCUAACGGCGCUGACGGUGUCCAAAAAUGACCAAGCGGUGUACAGCCUUAACAUGCACUUAGACUCCAAGCACUUGUUCGUCGCGUACUUUACGGACUCGCUCAGCGGUACUCCAUCGUCUGCGGUUAAGCCCCGCACCCAGUACCGAACGAUACACGACUACACGAGCGGCCUGUCGGUUACGAUGCCAGUGUGGGGUACGUGGCAGAGGGACCGUAGUGAGUGUACCGUGUCAGCUAUCGACACGCACAGCCUGGACUCCAUCAAGUCCGACAGUUGGGCCGUUGUCCACCUGAAGAGCGCCCGCGAUCUGUUUGCGUGGAAUCGCUCCGGUGCGCUGUACGUGGGACAGCGGGACUUCAACGGGAUGCCGACAAAUGUGUGGGUAUCGCAGCGGAGCAACAACGACCCGACGAACAAUAUUACCACGACUAUGGAGACGUAUUGGCUGCAUGAAAACUGGACGUCUUCCGGUUCCCGGGAGCGCCCGCUGGUGGGAAUAUCUGUCUGUCGAGCAUUCCCCAACGGAACUAUCUUCGAGACUCUGCAAAAUACUGUCAGCGAUUUCAGCCCUUUUCCUGUCACCUGGAAACCAUUUGCCGUUGCGGACUGUCUGCGGGACGAGGAAGAGAUGGCAAUCACGUUCGGCUUGAAGGUGCAGAAUGACACGGAAGUGGAAAUACAGAAGCCCGCUUUUGAGGUGGAGAUGCGCGACGCGCUGUCCCGUCUGACCGGCGCAUCGCCACUGCAGUUCAGUGAUAUCCGGGUGAUGCGGAAUAGUAUCUGGGUGAAGGUGUCGGACUGGGUCAACAACACCGGCAGUGAGGCCAACGCGACACACUACCCAAAUGUCACACAAGUGGUCGACGGUUUGAGAAAACUGAUGGACGGUCAGGAUGCGCCGUACACGAUACAGUUUGCCAAUAGAACGCAGUCUAUGGUUUUCCUAAAAGACUCGAUCCAGAUCGCCACUUACAUUAUGAAGUCGACCACCACACCGAUCCGCCCGCCCACUCCGCCGACCACCCCCCGCCCCACGGAGACGCCUACCGCCGUCGCUCACGGCUAUAACGCUGCUGCUGCUGCACCACUUUCAAAUACAACCAGCAGUAAACUAAUGUCAUUUUCCUUUCCGUUUUCAGUGCUCUGAGUCGUAACAUAUUAACGACUGGCUCAAAACGGGUGUGUUGUUUGGGCUAAUCUCCAUAUGCCGCAUUGUUUACUUAUUGUACUGCGCCGAGAUUCCGCAGUACUACUGUGGAAUCUCGGUUAUUACUGUCGCGUAACUAAAGGUUAGCUGUGACUCGGUGAAUGUAACCUUUCUACUACCAGUACAACAACGAUAAACAACAGCGGCUGAUCCGACCCGAUGACCUUUAAUGCAGAUUAGCAGACAACAACUCGAAUGCUAACAAAUGUCAUGCAAAGAUAAAAG
Messenger RNA from Paramacrobiotus metropolitanus, 2567 nucleotides. RefSeq lists its product as uncharacterized. Lineage: Eukaryota; Metazoa; Tardigrada; Eutardigrada; Parachela; Macrobiotidae. The record is from RefSeq and is a predicted model, not a curated record. The coding region runs from base 291 to 2282 and encodes 663 amino acids. The transcript is spliced from 7 exons.